Molecule: messenger RNA, 11040 nt
Organism: Mya arenaria
Lineage: Eukaryota; Metazoa; Mollusca; Bivalvia; Myida; Myidae
Product: C-Maf-inducing protein-like
Exons: 19
Coding region: 232-2757 (841 amino acids)
Molecular function (GO): protein binding
Source: RefSeq, a predicted model, not a curated record
AUUGAAUUCUGUUCACUCUGUAGAAUUAGUUUUACUACUUCUAACUGUAGCUGAUGAAUGUAUUUAAUAUGAUGUGAUUCUGAGGGGAUUGUCAUAAAUCGUGCAUUAUAAUAUUUGAUGAUUUAUUUUUAAUUUAUUUUGUAUCAAAUUGUGGAACAUAAUAUAUUAAAAAAAGUUAUUUGAAAAACAUUUAGUAUUUUAUCAUUAAAAAUUAAUGAAUAGAUUGUGAAAAUGGAGGAAAAUAGUGAGAGUGAAGGAUUACUGGAAGCCUUUGAAAAAGGCAUUGUAUUUGACGACACAAAUGUUAUGACAGAGUCUAGUGAUUAUGACGAUUAUACGAACCUUGGUGACAAUGUUGACAUUGUCAUUGGCGAUUUUUACGCUCACAACAACAUUGGUUUAGACCAGGAGUUCCCAAAUGUGCCGAUAGAGGUUUACGAACAGUUAGGUGGGAAUGUAAGCGACGAUGAGUUCCUAAACAGUCCAGUAACAACCCCUGGUGAUUUGCAAAAAGAUAUUUUGAACACACAAAACGAUGUUAAUCUUGUCAGUAGUGGCAUUUUAACAAGUAAUAAUGAUAUUGGCCUAAAGAAGGAAUUUGUGCAGCAUUUGCUUUUAGGUAGUAACAUUAAGAAAGCGAAUGAUUGCGAUAAAGAAGAAAAGGGUAAAGAUCAAGAUUCCCUCAAACAAAAUGUCGAAGUUGAAGGGGUGCAUGACAAGGGUCAAUCAGAAAAAGGGUAUUUUGAAGGCUCAGAAAAAUCGAAAGAUAUUUUAAAAAAGUUUUUCACGUUGACCACGCAGAAUAAAUUCAGUGUCUCUCCAAGGAUUAGAAGUUCUAAAAAAAUAUUUCCGCUCGUUAAAGAGGCUACUGCAGCAAAAUGUGUCUUGGAGAAAAAUGCGUUUAACAGGUCAUUCGAGGACAUCAAGUACAAGAACUUAAAAUGGGAAAUGACAAACAUUAUCCUGGGUGAAACAGAGUUGAAAGUGUUCAAGGCAUCAGGAUAUAUGGAGACAUGCAUUCCAUACUCGAGUGUCGAGGAUGUGCACAUUAUUUCCCGCUGGGACGCUGGACAGAAGUUUUGUAUACGGGUCACCAUACCGGAUGGUUCUUUGCUUCUACAGGCUAACAACUCCCACUUGCGAGACCAGUGGCUUUACUCUAUACAGUGGAGGAAACACAUGUACAAAUAUCAGAAGCUUCUAACAAAUACGAGACGACCAGAGGUCCUUAUCAAAGAGAUCAAGAACAUGAUCGAUGUUUCGCUGCACACGCCAAUUCAAGAUCCAAGUGUAUACCAGUUUCCACUGGACUUGGUUUCAGAACUUUUGCAAAUGAAGGCAGAUGUUAUAACGAAGGUGGCACAUGAAAAUAUAAUCAUCACGCUAGCUCCACUGCUGGAGAAUAAUCACCCGACACAGGAAAUAUGCGACUUUUUCAGCAAGCAUUGCAAGAACAGUCCGCGAUCGAGUAUUGUGAUCGAAUUGUUUACACCAGUUGUACAGAGAAUCCUUAAACACAAUAUGGAUUUUGGAAAAUUUCCCCGAAUGCGGCAAUUUGUUCAAGAAUACAUCCAGGCGUUGAAUUGCCAGAACGCGGGCAUCGAAGUGGUCAAAGACUUCAUACGCAGCAUGCACGGUCCAGCAAGCGUUUGUCCACACCCCCGAGUGCUGCCAAACCUCGUGGCUGUCUGUCUAGCUGCCAUCUACAGUGUCUAUGAGGACAAGAAAUUGGAAAAGCAGGAUAAUAUUUCAUCGCACAUUUUCGACCAAUCUGACUGGGAGAAGAGAGUUACUUGUUAUGUGAAAAUGAUGGAGACAAUGUCAACUUUCGAGGACUGGCGAUAUAUUUUAGGCAGCCUGCUACAACCGAUACCCUUUCCUAUUGACGCAUUAGCAGACGAUCUGUUUACUUCGAACAUGAAGGAUGUUAUUCGGAACAUAGCAGUAGACAAAGUUUGCGAUGUCCACCAGACCAUACUGGGUAUCCGGGAAGGCAAGGAGGGAUGGUUCCACCUGUACUGUCCUGGAAACAUUGGCUGUGAUGAUGAUGGGGAACUCUGGGGACAAAUGUUGAACACGUUGAUGCACUGUUGCUGUAAGAGAAAACACUUUCUGUUUGGGCUGAACAAGCAGAUUGGGCCGGUGAUGUUACUCGCCCUGCGCGAGACUAUAGCUGCUAUGGAGGUUUUAUGUAGCAUGUUGGAGUGUGAUGUGGUGGAAAAUAACGACCUCAAGAUGCAGAUGGUCACAACAUUACAGAGCACUCAGUCUGGGAAACGCAUGUACGCUGACCUAUGUGAGAGACAGAUCGCCCUCAGGGAACUCCAACAGAAAGGUGGCCCAAAGAAGCUGACGUUGCCGUCCAAGUCGACGGACGCAGACCUCGCGAAGAUGUUGAGCUCUGGCUCAUUUGGAAACCUGGAGUGUCUGAGCCUGGCAUUCACUCAAGUCACAAGUGCCUGUGCUGACGAUCUGAUCAAGCUGCCAUCACUCCGAUAUCUCAAUCUCUGGUCAACACAGUUUGGAGAUGUAGGUGUACAGAAGAUAUCAGAACACCUCCAUAAACUACAGGUGUUAAACCUGUGCGAGACGCCAGUCACAGACAAGGGGCUAAGCUGUAUUGCAGCCCUGAAGAAUUUAAGAAAACUCAAUCUGAACAGUACCAACCUUUCAGCUCUGGUGUUUGAAGGCCUUAAGGAAAAGCUGCCUGCCUUGCAGGAGUGUGAUGUUCGAUACACAGAGGCCUGGUGCAUCUAGAAGGGGGAUUCAGGCCCUUGUUUCCCCACCCCAUUCCUGCCCUGACAUUACCCCACCCACGCUGUAUACUAGACAUACAUUAUUACCCCACCCACUAUAUACAUAGUGGAUAAAAAAAUUCAGCCACUAGAUGUAGUCUUGUGGUAAAAGGGGAAACUGAAUACUGAUUUGUACACAGAUCAUUUUGGUACAUUAAAAAGAUGAAUGUUAAGUCCAGGUCACAUUUUAUAAGAGAAAGUUACAGUUGAAACAAACACACUGACAGGAAGUUACAUCAGACAUCCAACAGUGUGUUAUGUAGGGAAUACUGUGUAGUUCCCUUGUGUAAAAAAAACACUUUAUGUACAGUUGUGUUAUGUUUAUAUUCAUAUACCAUCAUUGGAGAAAACAUUGUUGGUCCAUUUAUGCCCUUCAAUCAUACAGAUUUUGAAUGGAGGCUACUUUAAACGUCCAUCCAAGAAAAAUAUUAAUUAAAUAUUUCGUGUUUGGAAUAAGAUUAUGUUUACACUUGAAUACAGUUCAUCAUGUAUAUAAUUUAGUCAUACAAUUCAUGCAUUUAGUCAGAGACUGAAAAAAACAAUGGUUAAAAACGCUUUAGUUGAAAUACAGGCCUCAGUAUCUUAAAAAUACUUAAGAAAUUACUCAAUAAGUUACUCAACUCUUUAUACCUCUUUACAGCCUUGCAUGGUUAAAAAAAAAAUAUGUUUUGAAUCUGUUAAAAUCAUACUCUCAUUUUGAUUAUUUCAAUAUAGAUAUUUGAUAUUAACGAUUAAAGAAAAGUUGUUGAAGAGCUUGAAAUUACUCAUACAAAUUUGAAGGUGCACUGAACUGUUUUCUGCAAAUAAAAUGAGCUAAGGUAUACACACACAAUUUGGUUAAAAAAGGGUAAGAAAUGAACAUCUGAUUGACCAUAAUUUAUUUCCAUUUCAUAAUAAUACACCUAGGAUUUAAAUAUUGUACUUAGUUGAGCAAGAUUGUUAGAGAAACAGACCGGUUCACUCUUCGUAGUUUCAGUUCUUCAAAACGCAGUUUAUACCAACGUCAAAACUAUGUGGCAUAUAUUGGAAAAUAUUUAUAAUGUAUACAUAAAUAUUAUGGAGGAGAUGAAGAGCUGAACAUUCUACAUUCUGGUGUAUUAUACUGCCAUGUUAUCUUUUUUUUGUUUUUUUCCAUUGUUGAACAAUCAAUAUUACUGUAUAUCUUUUUUGUUAUUGUUUAUUUACACCGUAAUUGUUCAUAUUAGUAUGAAAAUAUUUACGUUGUUACAUGAAAAAGCAAUGAUUUCAAGCUUUUUUCUACAUUUUUCCUUUUUUGAUGUGCUGUUAAGGUUUAAUACCUUUAACAUAAGCUACAGGCUCCUUCUAAAUUCAGAAUUCAAGAUGCCAAUAUGCAUAAGAAGAGGUUCUGUUGUAAUUUAUAGACAAUUAUUAAAAGCUAUAAAAAGAUGCUUAAAAUAAAGCUUGUUCGUUUGUAUACUAAUCACUUGCAUUAACUCUGGGAUAUGCUUAACAAUUCUUGCAACUGAGGCGGUUGACCAUGAAGAUGAAAUAAGAAUGGGUUGUUUUUAGCUCUACUGGCCAAAGGCCAGAAGAGCUUAUGCCAUGGUAAUGUGUACGUAGUAUGUGCAUCCAUGUGGUCGUGCGUCCGUGCGGUCGUGCAUUCGUGCGUCUGUAAACAAUUGGUUGUGAACACGAUACAGUCUUCAGUUUUGAUUGUAUCUCGAUGAAACUUGUACAGUAUCUAGAUAUCCAUUAGAGCUCGGUUCCUUUCGAAAACCAGCCAGAUCCGCCCAUGAGUGCCUAGAUUAUGGGCCAUGAAAGUUUUAAAGAAUUGCUUUCUAUUUUUAGCCAGGUCUGCAUAAGCGAAUUCUAUUUUUAGCCAAGUUUACAUGUACAUGUAAAUUCAAGUCUAGAGUUAAGGGAGACAAUUUGCAAGUCUAGGAUUUUGAGAGACAAUUUGCUUUUUGCUUCUGCAGUUGAUUUUGUGAAUUACUCUGCCUUGUUCUUGUUGAAAGCCCAAAGGCCAUUUUUUAGCUUUAAGUUCUGUAGUUCGCGCAUUCAUCUUAACAAAAUUGGUUGUGAAUGUUUAAGUUAUGCACCUGGUGUCAUUACUGGCCACACCCAGGGUUCACAGGUUUGGUAAACAUAAAUCUGGAAAGGUUUGAAAAUCUUUUUGUGUGUUCGUGCAUCCAUCUCAGCACAAUUGAUUGUGAAUGUUUGUUCAAAUUGAUCAAUGUUGUCCUAGGAUGCCCUUGACUUUGACCUUUUGACCAACUUUUUUUAACUUUUAAAACUACAAAAAAAAAUUCUAUGAGUACAGUUUUGAAAGCAUUUUUUUUUUUGUCAGAUGACUUUUACUUGGCACAUAUUAAAAUAGUUCAUGCAACUAAUCUGCUUACAAUACUUUCUGGGCUCAGAUGUUGAAGGUGCUACGUUUUCAGGUAACCCAAACACAAAACAUAAACUAUAUGUCUGUUGCCUUUUACCCAUACAUACAUGCUGUAGAUUGAUAUGACCACAAAAGCCAUGCCAGUAGAGCUUAGGCCCUUUUGGGCCUCUUGUUUCAUCAAUUCAGCCAGGCUUAUUUCAUACCAUAAAAUAUAGUCAUAUGGCAUUUUUGUACCGCUGUAAUCAUUUUUGUUUUCUUAUAGCUUAAAUGAUAAUCUUUUUAUCUGUGCCGUGCUCUUUUGUAUCAAAUAUGGGUUAACAAACAUCAAUACUCAUGCAUUGAUCGAAUAUGGGCUAACAUACAUCAAUGCUCCAGUGAUCAAGAAUAGGUUAGCAUACAUCAUUUCACAUCCAGUGAUCCAAUAUGGGUUAACAUACAUCAUUACCCCUCCAGUGAUCCAAUAUGGUUUUACUUACAUCAAUACUCAUCCAGUUAUAAACUAUGGGUUAACAUACUUCAACAUAUAUCAUUACAAAUCCAAUUAGCAUAUAUGGGUUAGCAUACAUCAAUACAAAUUUUGAGAUGAAACAUGGGUUAACAUACAUCAUUACAAAUCCAAUGAUCUAAUAAUUUAUAACAAUUGUAUAGAUCAAAUAUGGUUAACAUAACAUACAUCAUUACAUGGUCAGUGAUUUGUGUGUUAAAAGAGUCAAAUGAAAAUGUUAAACUUAACCAAAUGUGCAAUCAGAAUAUUUACAUGUACAGUAUAUGUAAGGCCAUUCAUGUACAGUAUAAGGUCAUUCCAAAUUGGAAAUCUGUUAAACAACUGAGGAGUAAUAGGUCUUGGUCCCUCUGGCCGAAAGAAGAAGAAAUCGGAGAUAAACAGCAUAUUAUGUUUUAACAGAAAUCACUGUGUUUAUUCUUUGGAAAAGUAUAUUAGGGGCAUUUUCUAUAAUAGCAAUUGAGCUAAACAUAUAAAAGAAAAAUCUGAGUUGUAACUUUGCUUGAAACAUCUUAACACUGCACAAAUCGAAAAAAAAUAUAUUUCAUAUGGUUCAAAUUGAAGUGUGAAGUGAACAUGAAUGGGCUUCAUUUAAGAAAUUAAUCAAAAUGAUUGAAUGAAAAGGUUAAACCAGUAUAUAUGGAACAAGUUUUUCAGGGGGUUCUUAAGUUCAGCAUUGAUCCUGAAAUCAAGAUAGAGAGCUCUUUUCUUCAGACUAUUGUUCUGUUGUAAAGAUCAUUUUUUGCUCAGAUAUUUGAAUUAAAAACAGGACGUACCUUGAAAUGAUUAUAUUUCUAUAUAUACCUUUGAAAACAAUUUCAAAUGGGGUCGAAGCCCAUUUACCCUGCUUUGGGCAUGAAUCCCUCACACUCAAACACCCGGGCUGUUUUUCAGGAUUGACGAUUAACGGCUGUUCGAACCCCAGGAUAUUUAAUAUACCGUGAUGUGAAUAAAAUGAUUACACAUUUUACUCUAUUUUGUGGCUGUCAUAUUAAGAUUAUGAUACAAUGUCACUGCAUAGGCUUUAAUGUAUAAAUUGUAGCUUAUGUUUGUUUUUUGUUUUUUUAUUAUCAGUCAUUUUAAUAUUUUAUCUGUUUUGUAUUUGAAGUAUAUUAAUUUCCAUAAGUUUUCAAACUAUUAUGGUUGGAGUUUAGAAUGAUUAUAAUGUUAUUUUAAAUGAUCGUGAAUUGUUGUAAGAUUUCUGCCUCAUAUUUUCAAAGUGUUCAGUAAUAAUAAUUUAGUAUCAUCGAUGUAUGUAUGUUCAUUUGAAAUGAACUGAAUCUCUAUGAUUGUGUUUAUUGAUUUUAUUGUAAAUAUUGAAUGAGCCAGUUUAAUGAAUAUUCUUUAUCCAAAUGUGAUUUUGAUUGAUCAAAGUCACGUUGCUUGGAUUAUGAUCAAUAGUAUCUCUAGUUAGAAUAUUUGAGAAGAAAACAAGAGUUUUUGUUUGAAGAGAAAUUACAUAUAAAAUAUUAUAUUCAUUUGCCUUAAUGAGAAAAUGAUAGCAGGGUAACUUGAAAAAAAUGUUAGUUCUUAGAGUCAUUGCCCUUGUUAUGAGAUAUAUUAUUAGUUCUCUCCCUUUAAAUGCUAAAUGCCAUUGAUUUCAUAUCCGUGAUGCUUUGUGUUAAAGGUUUUUAAAAAUCUAACAGCUUUUAUUUAGCAAUGUGCCAUUACUCUUAAGUUUAUGUUUCAUUUCCAUAUUUUAAUUGUGGAUUAGUUUGUUAUGAAUGAGUAUAAUUUUUUUAUUUAUAUAUAUUUUUUUAUUUGCAAUUAUUUUAUAUAUAUACCUAUAGCUCAAUGGACCGCAUAUUUUAAUCAGAUGUCACAUGAUUAAAAAUAUUGUUUUCACUGAAGUGAUGAUUUUUAAGCUUUACUUCUUUAAGAUUUUUUAAAUUUAGCUUGUGACUGUGUUAUGGUCCAAAGAAGUUAUACACUGUUAUAGUAUCUCCUGAAAAGUGGCCAGAAAAAAAGAAAUAAAAAUGUGAUAUUAUUUUUACAGUAAUAAGAUAAGGAGCUGAAUGAUUUAAAGAAAUUUUUACCUGAAAUUAAGUGUCAAAAACUUAAUUUUAUUUUCAAGGGCGCAUGUAUAAUUUUAUUGACAUCAUGUAUUAAGAUGCAUUUUUCUCAUUUUGUACACUUGUUUUAAAUCACAAAUACUGAGUCAUGUGUACAUAAUAUCCAUUUUCACAUGUUAUGCUACAAAUCAUUUAAAAUCAUUACUAAAAUAUUUCUCAAUGAAUUUCUGAUGCUAGUGCCUAUGGUAGAUAUUUUCGGCGUUCACGGGAAAAUUGAUAAAAUGUUGUUGGAAAAGAGUUUGAAGAAAAAUAGGUAAAUGGUUUGAAAUGAGUUUUUUUUAAGUACUUCACUUUGAAGGAACAGCUUUAUUGCUGUUCAUAAUCGUAAAUGUCAUGUUCUGUAUUUCGGCAAAAAAUGUGGGUUGUUUUUUUUUCGAAAAAAGCCUUGAACUGACAUGCAUGCCAUAUUGAUAGAAUAAGGUCACCUACUUUAAUAUUUUAAAACUAAGUGGAGCAACUGUUAUAAACAUUCAAGAAUGUAUGCUAUUAUUAAGCAAAACAUGCUUUAGGAUAAAUUGUUCAACAUUGAAGAUUGAUAUUCCUGUGAACUGCCGCAAUAUUUCAUUAUCUUAAAGUAAUAUUUGCAUGUAUUUGUAACAUCGUCGUACCUACAUGAUUUCAGAGUUUAGUGUAAGUCAUUAGUUCCAAUUUGUUCGGUGUUGUACGGUACAGAUUUGUUCUGCUUUCUUAAUUGUACUUGACGGCGAUUUUGACAUUUAUGUUUACUGCUCGAAAGUGUCAUUUAUAGCAUGUCUGAAAAUCAUCCUUAUGUAAUAAUGUACAGUUAGUAUACUUUCAAAACAUAGUUGUACCGACCAACUGUAUUUGUCCUUAUUGAUGCGCAAGCACUAAUAGACGCAUAGGUAGUCUUUCAAUGAUGCUUAUCCUAAUUAAAAAUGUUAUGUUACCGAAGAUGGUCACCCAUUUUAUUGACUGUAUACCUCUACCCUAAUGUUCUACAGUUACACACCACAAUUUUUUAUACUAUCUAUGUGGACAAUGAAUAUACUGUUUAAGGGUAUUAAAAAUGACAUAUGCAGGGGACUAUUAGGACAAAUACGAUUCAUACCAAAGCUAGACAAAACACUGAUGCCAAAUUUUGGAACAAUAUGUCAUAGUUUGUAGAGUUCUCUUUAACAUCCCUAAAAAAUUACUACUGCAAUAUACUCAAAACAUGUGUUUGAAAGUGUCAUGUUUGGUGCUCAAAAAUAAAAAUAAGAAAAGAAUUUUCGAAUUUAUUGAAACUAGAAUUGAAGCAUAAUUAAUGAGACCAAUAAAUGCCGGUAAUGUCAGAUUCUGUGAUAGUAGGUGAUAGCACUCUUUAUUGACAAAUAUAUUUGUAAACUCUCGAAUUUCAUGUAUGUCUUAAUAUUGCUAUAUGUUUAAAUGAAAAUCAUAAAUUAUGGGUAAUGUAGGUAGGAUAGGCCUAGUUUCUGCCCUUCAAUGAAAUAGGCAAUUUGUUGAAAUUUAUUUGAUUUGAAAACAACAAAUAUUUUAAUGUUUAUUGUGAUUGAUUGGUCACUGCCUGAUUUUCCUCCUACCAUAGGCCUCAUCAUUUUUUUGUUUUUCAAUGUUAUUUAUCAUUUAGAAUCAUCAUCCUGAUAAAUUAUACCUACUAAAUUCUCUACGCAAGUGUAAUUUUUUCUCUACCGGCAAAUACCCAUUCGAGUUUUCAUUUUAUGUAUGUCUAAAUUAUAACUUGAUUCUAUACGCAGUGUAAUUUUAGGCAGAUACCCGUCUUGAGUAUUGAUUAAAUCUACAAUGUAUGUCUCAGUCUUUCUGGAGUUUCGGAGACAUAUAAUAAUUAGUGUGGACUUAAUAUUUCUAAUAUUACACAAUGGCAUAAAUAGUUAAAAGCUCUGUUGGAAAAGAAAUCAUUAAAAAUUCUUGUGAUUUUUUUUGGUUAUAUCAAAAGUAGGAAUUGAAGGAAAAUCAGAAUAAAAGGAAAACUUACGAUCUUUGUGGAAUGGACUUGUAAAAAUCAUGACAAUAUUUUUAUGUAAUUUUCAAGCUUGAUAUAACUAUUUUACUAAUGGUACUAUAUUUGGAUUUGAAGUUCUUUUUUUUAAAUUUAUUUAUUAUAAAAAUAAGUUAAAAUAAUUUAUGUUAAAUUUACUAUUUAAUGACUGCUGGCAGUUACAGUUUAUAGUAUACACGUGUAGUUAUUCUCAUUCUUUCAUGAUCUAUAUAUAGAUGUUUGCUUUUGUUUCGUUUGUGCAAAAAUUGUGAAGCAUCAUACCUCAUGUAGUGUAGAAAAUCAUCAGCAUGCAAUGUGUAUGUUCAUGUACAUGACAGAUUUUAAAUGAUUGUAGUGUAAAACAUUCUUUUUAUGAUAUAAACACACUUUGCUAGUUAAGCCUUUUUAUAUGUAUGUUUUAGCGGCGCUUUCAAAAACGCUCUCAAAAAGUCAGAAGGUGCGCCAAUUAUUUUCAUUUGAUACCUUUUUCUCUAAGAGAUAUAGCCCUUAGCUGACCUAUGACCCCGAUUUAUGAAUCUCUGUAUUUUUGAGGCCAUACCAAAUUUAUUUCAUGUUUAGUUUCCAGUUCAAUUUUCAAAAGAUACCACCCAGAAGUGAAAACACAAUGGACCUUAGAGCAUGUUCUCUUCACAAUAAAUGUAUGUAAAUUGAAUCAUAAAAAAUUAUAGAAAACGGCAAAUUUGUUUGAAGGUCCAGGGGGCUGUUUCAGUAAAAGUCUUAAGUUAAUUUGCAAAUUUAAAUAAGGUUUGUGUCAAAAUUUUGCUACGUGAAUUAAAAUUAACCAAUAUUGAAAAUAAACAAGAGUUGAGAAAUAAAAAAUCCUGAUGAAUUGUCAUUUUUGACAUUUAUACCAAUUUAUACUAUGAAAAUUAUUUAAACAGCGCCUAGACAAUUAGAAAUUGAACUCGACCGUGUAUAAAAUGUUGAUAUAAUUCGUAACUUGUAUCAUUAUUGUUUUAAUUGUCGAUCUCUAGAAAUGCAGUUUUCUUGUUUGAACUCAAUUUCCUUAAAAUUUACUAUGUGAUUAUUAUUUUAGGCUGAAAACCUACCCACCCGAUGUCGCUCAACGUAAAACAUUCAAUAUGGCAUGGUCUUUUGUUUGUUCAGUAAUGCGCUCAUGUUUGAUAUGGUGUCUGUCAUUUGAGACAAUUUAAGAUUUGCUUUGCGUUAUUAUUCUACAAACCGUUGUUCCAUGGAAGUUACAGAUUGUGGCAGUAUAUCAUUGGUACUGCAUUAUAAUAUUCUCUCCAAUCUAUUCUCAUUGCUUGUAUCACACCUUCGUGUUAUAAGCAACUGCAUGUUUCAUCUUGAAUUACGUGGAAAUAAAAUUAUCCGGUCAAAGA